UUCUUCCACCUGUAAAUAGUGGGAAAAACAGGCCAACCACCCUUGGAAGCAGCCAGUUCAGUGCACCAGGUAUGGAUGAGAGGCCGAGCCAGGCAGCAUCCUCCUGGGCCCCAGGUGGCCAGUCGUCCAGUCCCUCCUACGAGUCCUCCAGGGGUUUGGCAGACAGCCCUCAUUAUGGUGAUCAUAUGAGUGACAGUCGAUUAGUGUCCCAUGAAGGAUUGUCCCAGACACCUUUUAUGAACUCCAGCAUAAUGGGUAAAUCAGCAGAGAGGGCUCAAUUUCCAGCCUAUGGGAGAGAGCCUGGCGUGUCUGGCUGCCAGCUCAUCAGAUAA
Messenger RNA from Salvelinus sp. IW2-2015, 332 nucleotides. NCBI's taxonomy places the organism in Eukaryota, Metazoa, Chordata, Actinopteri, Salmoniformes, Salmonidae. The record is from RefSeq and is a predicted model, not a curated record.